Molecule: messenger RNA, 1284 nt
Organism: Dioszegia hungarica
Lineage: Eukaryota; Fungi; Basidiomycota; Tremellomycetes; Tremellales; Bulleribasidiaceae
Exons: 4
Coding region: 1-1284 (427 amino acids)
Cellular component (GO): membrane
Molecular function (GO): hexosyltransferase activity
Source: RefSeq, a predicted model, not a curated record
AUGGAUGAGCUCCAAACGCUCGGCUCGAUUCAGCCCCUCACGCCGUCCCAUCCCGCUUGGCCGUAUACGGGCGAUCAAAUACCAAGCCUCGCCAUAGCGGACACACUCGCGCCCGUCAGCGUGCUAGUCGGCGUUUUCACGAUGGAUAGGGAGGCGGAGAGGAGGCAGUUGAUCCGGGCGACUUAUGCGAGUCAUCCGGAAAGCAGGAAGGAAGGGACAGAGGGUGUCAAGGUGGUCUUUGUGAUGGGGCAGCCAGCACCUCCGUUUGCGGACAAGAUAGCUCUGGAGUCUGAACUAUAUGGGGACCUACUACUUCUCGACAUCCACGAAAAUAUGAACGACGGCAAGACACACGCAUACUUUGCUUGGGCAGCGCAACACGCUCAAGUACCAAAUUGUCACUAUCCAGCGGUCGCCGCAACCCACAUCUCACAUCUCGCCGAGCAGGAGGCGGCCGAGGGCAUGUUCGAGCGGAGAAGUAGGGAGACAGCCGUCUGUACCGGGACCCGACAGCCCGACUACGUUGUCAAGGCGGAUGACGACUCGUUCAUUGUGCUGUCGGAGCUAGAGAGGCGGCUGAGGGUGUUGCCUCGGGAGAAGGCUUACUGGGGCCUGCUCAUGUACGGCGAAUACCUACAAACACAGGAACGGUCCGAGUAUAUGGCGGGAGAAGGGUACGCCCUGUCGAUGGAUCUCGUCAAGUUUGUCGGGACCUCAAAGUACGCUCUCGCGCAUACGAUGGGGGACGAGGAUCAGCGAGUCGGGGACUGGAUAAGAGCGCAUCCGAAGGCGGAGGAGGUGGUCUGGGUGACAGAACGGUGCUGGAUGUACGAUCACCCAAAAGCUCGCAAACUCCUAUCCCACGGUUUCAUGUUCCCCGACGUCGUCCAGUCUAUCCGUGAUGACACCGACUACUUCCUGCCUCCCCACAUACCACCACACAUCCUCGACACCUGGUCCACCGUCUCGCCCUACAACAGACCGUACCGGCCGCCCCUCGCUAAUCUUACGAUCUCACAGCAAAUCGAAGCGCUUACCGAGGGCUCUCCUCUGUCAAUGUGGCACAAGCACAACCGCCCUUAUUUCCGACAUGGCAAUCACAAGUCUGGGCGGCACCCUCUGACGCUAGCGGAGGAGGUCGAGCGGGCGUGGAAGGAUAGACCGACGCGGGCGGAACGGAUGAAGGGGGGCGAUAAGGGGAGCACGGUAUUGGUGCACAAGGUGAGGCGGGACGAGUGGUGGAUUGAGACGGCGCUGGCGCUGCUGGGAUCGGAGGGGAGGUAG